UAGCAGCAGUUCAGCGCAACGCAGGGGUUUCCAUUCAGUCCGCAGCCAGCGGGAGCCGCCGGGACAGAGAGCGCCGUACGCAGCGACCGCGGGGAGCGGAGUCACUCUCUGCUCUCUCUCUGGGGAGCGGUGCUUUCCCCUCCGAACAUGGUCCACGUCUUCCACUAACCCCCGUGCAGUGCUGCCGCUGCGGCUCUCCCUGGACCCCUUUUUCAGCGCUCCUCUGUGAUUUUGCUCAAGGGAUUAAAAGACUGACUGGAAUCCGCUGCUGAAGAUCCCUGGUGUAAAGAUGGAGGAGGGAUACGAACUCGACCUGACCUACGUGACGGAGCGCAUCAUCGCCGUGUCCUUCCCCAGAGCGUGCUCAGAGGAGACCUACCAGCGCAACCUGCAGGAGGUCACCCGCAUGCUCAAAUCCAAACACACCAACAACUACCUGGUUAUCAACCUCUCAGGAAAGAGACAUGACCUCACUAAAAUGAACCCAAAGACCAUGGACAUGGGCUGGCCUGACCUUCACGCCCCGCCUCUGGAUAAGAUCUGCUCCAUCUGCAAAGCCAUGGAGAACUGGCUCAACGCCGACCCCCAGCACGUGGUGGUCAUCCACUGUCGGGGUGGAAAAGGCAGGAUUGGAGUCAUCAUUUCAUCCUUUGUCAAUUUCACCAACAUAUCAGCCAGUGCUGGUGAGGCCCUGGACCGCUUCGCCAUGAGGAAGUUCUACGACGAUAAGGUCUCAGCUUUAAUGACGCCAUCACAGAAGAGAUAUGUGUGGAUCCUAAAUAGCCUGCUGACGGGAUCUGUGAAAAUGAAUGCCUCUCCCCUCUUCCUGCACUGUGUCAUUCUGCAUGGGAUACCAGACUUCGACACUGGAGGAGCGUGCCGGCCGUAUUUGAAGGUCUACCAGGCGAUGCAGGUGGUGUACACCUCAGGAACUUACCAGAUUGGACCAGGGCACAGAAACAGGAUAUACAUCACCCUGGAGCCAGCCCAGCUGCUCAAAGGUGACAUCAUGCUAAAGUGUUACCAUAAAGGCCCUCACGCAGCCAGUCGGGAGCUUGUUUUCCGGCUCCAGUUUCACACGGGCACAGUCCAAGGCUACAAUCUCAUUUUUGAGAAAGAGGACCUUGAAACUGCCAACAGAGACUCCAGGUUUCCGGAUUAUGGGAAGAUCGAGCUGGUGCUUUCAGAGAGUCCUGAGAGGAUACAGGGCUCGGAUCGCUGGCAGAAUGGGCCGGACAUCACUGUGGACUGUGAACCUGCAGAACCAAUGACCCGCUGGGACUCCUACCAAAACCUGGACUCUGACGAGGAAGGUCUGCCGUGUACUGCGCGAACACACACCUUCCCCAGUGCUAGGCGGCUGGAGGCAAGGCUGUGGGAGGCCAGUGUGUCACACGGGGCAGAGAACGCCAGCCUCUUCCUUCCUCCUCACGCUCUGUGUCCCAACGUCCCGUCACACAGAGGCAAGAGGCGCAGAGCGCACCACACCUGCGGGGAACGAGGAGUGCUGCACGCUCAGGGGUCCGAGGACUGCGGCCCACACGUCAAAGGCAGGCAGAAGAGCCUGGAGAGAGCGCCGGCGCCGGUGGCCGUGGCUGGGAGGACGGACCACGGCGACCACACCCUAUCUGCCAGCAGUGACUCGGGGCUGUCUAGCGCCUCGGCGUGGACCGGCCGACCCUCCGGGACGCAGCGGGGGCCCAGCAGGCAGGAGCAGGCCGACCUGAAGAGGCUCCUGAGUGGGUUUGGGCUGGAGGGCCAGGCCCCCUGCGGGGGGAUGUCGGGGGACCUGGCUGCUGGGGGGCUCCGGCGGGCCGCCCCGGGCCAGCUGCAUGUCAAUGGAGAGACGGGGCCGAGGGAGCGGGAGACAGACAUUCUGGACGACGAGGUCCCCGUCCACGACCUGCACAGCGUGGACAGCAUCGGCACCCUCUCGUCCUCCGAGGACCGCCACUUCGGCGGCCACAAGGGCAGCCAGAACUCCCUGCUGUCGGACGAGUUUGGGAGCCAGGCCGGAGAGGAGCAGCACGUCGCCUCGCCCCCUGACCCCGGAGCCGGGCCAGAGGAGUACGAGCGCGCCUUCAGCGUGGCCAAACAGAUGACUGUCCCCAUCCCCCGAGCGACCCAGCCCCUGGCCUUCGGACAGAGCGGCUACUCCACACAGACCUGGGUCCGUCAGCAGCAGAUGGUGGCCGCCGAGCAGUACAGGUAUCUGAGCCCCGAGGCCGACGCUCGGCUCUCUGCAGACAAGCGGGACGACCAUCCCAGGCUGCCCGCAGUUCCGGACGGACCCACUAGAGGGAGCUGCAGCAGAGACACUUUGCAGAGGACUGGCGGCGCAUUGCGCAAGGAGCCCGUCGGCUUGGGCUCGACCAGCAGAGAGGAGGAAUUUGCCGCUCUCACCGUGGACAUUGACCAGUCCAUCGACCAGCUCAACCAGUUGAUCAUGGACCUGGACCCUACGUUCGUGCCCCUCCCAACUCGGUCAAACUCGGUCAAGAGAGAUGGCGGGGGUCACCUGGCCAAGUCGAUCACGCCUUGCACCAAUGGAUUGGGUAGCAGACCUGUAGAUAUCAAUGGAACAGUAAUGCAAAAAACCCACCAGUCAGCCAUCCCACCUGGUGAUGUCAGAGUGGAGAGAUCCCACAGCCUGAGUCGGCAGGGAAGUGAUGUCACAGACUGCGCUGGAUUCCGCCCCCCGGGCUGGGGUCUGGCGGAGGAGUUCCUGAACUCGCCCGUCUACACGCCCGACCUGCCGCCCUCUCAGCGGGGUGUCCUGUACAGGAGUGACAGUUUGGGGUACAGGGGGCAGGUAGAGGAGCUGGAUGGCAGAGUGGCAGCUGGCAGCGAGAUGGUUCCCCCCACCCCUGCUUUCCCCAUCUCUCCCCCAACGCCCUACGUGAAAAGCCUGUCUGAGUUCCCACACACCAGCGGCUUGCCCCAGGCCAGCAGCCAAUGUGGAGCCUACAGAACCCAGCUUGAGUCCAGAGGUUAUCCAGAGGGCAUCAGUCAUGCCCCAGUGUCCUCAGAUGGGGGUCUGUACCGCUCUGGCAUGUCCAUGACAUCCUCCACCUGCCAGAGACCACCGGGACCAGUGCGCUCCAUGUCGACUGGCGGUCUACGAACAGAGAGUCCCUCUUCGGGACAGUCCUGGGUAGAGGGGGGCGUGAGGACCCCCUUGAGCCGGCAGUCCUCCCUCACAGGCUCUGUGGAUUCGUCCCGGCAGUCCCCACCCCUGCCGCAGCCCGGUCCCCUCGGCCACAGCUCCCCCAGGGGGUCCCAGAGGGGCGGCGGAUACGGCCUCAGCCACUGCGCGGGGGCGAGCUUCGAGGAUCGGGAUGCUCCUGCCUCGGCCUUGGGGAACGGGGUACUAGAGGCGGGCCCGGGAGCUCAGCCGCCCCUCCCAGAGAAACGGAGGGUGUCCGAGGGUGAGCGGUCGCUGAGCUCCCUGGGCUCCACCUCGCCCUCUUUCAGCGGGUUCUCCAGCCCUCACGGAGGGAGCAAUCCCAGCAUCCCCUUCCCCAGCGUCCUGCCUGACGCCCCCUCCCGGGCCCUCAGCACCCCCUCGCCCCUCCCAGAUGUGCUUGGCUGUAAGCAGGCCACUGUGAAAUUUGUGCAGGACACGUCAAAAUAUUGGUACAAGCCAGAUAUCUCGCGGGAUCAAGCCAUCGCUGUCCUCAAGGACAAGGAACCAGGCUGCUUCAUUGUUCGGGACAGUCACUCCUUCCGGGGUGCCUACGGAUUGGCCAUGAAGGUGGCCACGCCCCCUCCCUCUGUCCUGCAGAGCAAGAAAGGUGGAGACCUGUCCAAUGAGCUGGUCAGACACUUCCUGAUCGAGUGCACUCCCAAAGGAGUUCGACUGAAGGGCUGCCCUAAUGAACCCUACUUUGGCAGCCUCACGGCCCUGGUGUGUCAGCAUUCCAUCACUCCUCUGGCGCUGCCCUGCAAGCUCAUCAUCCCAGACACAGAUCCUCUAGAAGACCUCAGAGAGUCUCCCACGCUGUCCUCCACCAACUCUGCAGCUGAGCUCCUCAAACAGGGAGCUGCCUGUAACGUGUGGUAUUUGGGCUCCAUGGAGAUGGAGUCCCUGACCGGCUACCAGGCCAUCCAGAAGGCCACCAGCGUGACUCUGAGCAUGGACCCUCCCCCAACCUCGACGGUGGUCCACUUCAAGGUGUCCGCCCAGGGAAUCACCCUCACUGACAACCAGCGCAAACUUUUCUUCAGAAGACAUUACGCGGUCAACACAGUAAUAUUCUGCGCCUUGGACCCUCACGAGAGGAAAUGGACGAGGGACACCAACUCCUGUGCAAAGAUAUUUGGGUUUAUAGCACGUAAGUCGGGCAGUGCCAGGGACAACGUGUGCCACCUGUUCGCCGAGCACGACCCCGAGCAGCCAGCCAGCGCCAUCGUCAACUUCGUCUCCAAGGUGAUGAUUGGCUCCCAGAAGAGCAAAUAGACCUGGGCUGGUGGCAUAGUGGUCCCUCCUCCCCCUUCUGACGGAAAAGGGAACUGCACAGCAUCUAUCUGGAUUCACUCCCGAGUGUCACAGUUAUCGCCUCAUCUCUGAGGGGGACAGUGAGGCAUUAACAGCCACUGCCAAAAGAGCCCCAAAGGUGAAUGGUGGGAAAAUGACUGGAUUACAAGUGUCAUCAUGAAAUGGUGCGACAGCUCCCCCUCAUGGGAGCUCGGGAGAUUACAGGGCCGUGUAAGACGCGUAUUUAUUUUCCCUGAUUUUCUUUGAAUCACUUAAUCUGCCCUGAUGCCUGCAUUUCAGGUCCUUGAAGGUUUACAGUGUUACAUAUGUGCCGUGGCUGCACGUCACUCGCGUUGUGACAAACCCCCUGCUCGAGAUGCAACGGGCUCAAAACAGGGACUCGAAUGUGGGUGAAUAUUGGCCCCAAUGCAGUCCACACCCUGUGAUGUCACUAACUCCAUUCCAGAGUGCUGCGUAGAGACCUCACAGGUGUAUUAUGAACAUGUGGAAAGCUUGCUUUAUGUGAGAUAUGGUUAACCCGGGUACACAGAAAUAAAAAGUGCCUUCUGAGUAUCACCAAACUGCCUAUGUUUCCUUCAGGAACAGUGCCAGCAAAUGUUUGGUCAAUCCAAAAGAAGAAGCUAAAUCACUUCUG
Megalops cyprinoides (Indo-Pacific tarpon) is the source of this 5132-nucleotide messenger RNA. RefSeq names its product tensin-3-like. Gene Ontology annotation, molecular function: phosphatase activity; protein binding. Gene Ontology annotation, biological process: dephosphorylation. The transcript is spliced from 28 exons. The record is from RefSeq and is a predicted model, not a curated record. Lineage: Eukaryota; Metazoa; Chordata; Actinopteri; Elopiformes; Megalopidae. The coding region runs from base 290 to 4459 and encodes 1389 amino acids.